AUGGAUGGCAACAACUACUUCAAGAAUCAUCGUUUUGGAGAUGCCAUUGACGCUUACAGUGAGGUGUCGCUUUGUUUUGCAAUUGCACUGUGCCCUGAUGUUUCGGUGUAUUGGACCAACCGUGCUCUCUGUCAUCUUAAGCUCAAUGAUUGGAGCAGAGUAGAGGAAGACUCUCGUCAAGCCAUCAAGCUUGACAACAAUUUGGUUAAGGCCCACUAUAUGUUAGGUCUUGCAUCGGUGCACAGACAAGAGUUUGCUAAAGGAAUCUUAGAAUUGAAGAAGGCUUUGGAUCUUGAUAGAGGUCCCCAUUCUAAGGGCCAAAUGGUGGAGGAAAUAUGGCAAGAGCUUGCUAAAGCACGAUACCUAGAGUGGGAACAUUCAUAUACUAAGCGAUCAUGGGAACUGCAGAGCUUGAAAGAAGCUUGUGGGUAUGCUCUAAAGGAAAAACAUUUUCUUGAAGCCCCCCACAUGAAGGGAUUCGUAGAAGAUGGUACUACCCAUUUAGAACAGUUAGAAGCUUUAGGAAGAGUGUUUGAUGAAGUUGCAGAAUAUGACAUGCCUACUGAGGUGCCAGAUUAUCUAUGCUGUAGAAUCACACUUGAUAUUUUUUGUGAUCCUGUCAUCACCCCAAGUGGACUUACAUAUGAGAGGACAGUGAUUCUUGACCAUCUUGAGAAGGUGGGUAAGUUUGAUCCAGUCACUCGAGGUCCACUUGAGCCAUCACAGUUAAUACCAAACCUAGCCAUAAAGCAAGCAGUUGAGGCAUUCCUGGAUAAACAUGGGUGGGCAUAUAAAGAUAUAUUAACAAAAGGCUUUUAG
Messenger RNA from Sphenostylis stenocarpa, 819 nucleotides. The record is from the annotation of a GenBank genome assembly. Lineage: Eukaryota; Viridiplantae; Streptophyta; Magnoliopsida; Fabales; Fabaceae.